AUGGCCACCAUAUCCACACAGCUCAGAAACUUCAAGGAGCCGACGCGCGAACAGCUCAACCACCUCUUCUUUGCGAUCCCGCAUGAAGCCGAGACCAGUGCUGCAGGUAAUGGCAGGGAGAAGGAGAAGGGCGGUGCGGGCAGCGAGCUCGAGAAGAUUGAGACCGGCAGGCUGUACCUGAUACCGCCCUACCUCGCCUUCGCGUCGCUCGACCGCAAGAGCGUGCGCUUCACGAUGCCGCUGAGCACGAUCCGCCGUGUCGAGCGGCUGAACGCCAAGGCGGGCGUGUAUGCGCUGAGCCUUGCGCUCUGGCACGGCAUGAAAAUCGUUGUGCAGAUCACGGCGCUGCGCCCGACAGCGGACCUCUUCUGCUCGCUGCUCCGUGACGCACUCAAGGUCGAGCUCGCGCGCGGCCAGAUGAAGGUCGUCAAGACGUUCGUGCAGACGUGCUACUCCGAAGUGUUCAUCGCCGCUACAAACGACGCGGACGGCAAGGAGGGCGCUGCAGGCCAGAAGAACGAGGCCCUGCCCGGCAGCGACCCCAACUCUGCGUACCUUGGCGGACUCGGAUUGAAGUUCAAGUUCCCAGGCGACCCUCGGAAGCUGCGCGAGGCAUCGAAGACGAAACUCUGGACGGCAUACCUGAAGGCGCACGGCCGCAACUUGACACUCAUACGCUAUCCACAGUGCACGCGACUGGUACAGGUCGGCCUUCCGAACCGAUUGCGUGGCGAGAUGUGGGAGACGCUCUCAGGUUCGCUGUACCUCCGCUUUGAGAACCCGGGCGUGUACGAGCAAAUCCUGGAGGAAAACAAGGGUCGUACGAGCACCAGCACCGAGGAGAUUGAGAAGGACUUGCAUCGCUCCUUGCCCGAAUACUCGGCAUAUCAGAGCGAAGAAGGUAUCACUGCGCUCAGGAGAGUGCUUCAGGCGUAUUCGUUCAAGAAUCCUGAGACAGGGUAUUGUCAGGCUAUGAACAUCCUUGCGGCUGCAAUAUUGAUCUACAUGUCGGAAGAACAAGCAUUCUGGUUGCUCGAGGUCAUAUGCGACCGCCUAUUGCCAGGAUACUACAGCCCCUCAAUGCACGGCACACUUCUCGACCAGCGGGUUUUCGAGUCUCUUGUGCAUCGGUGUCUUCCUAUUAUCUACGAUCACUUCACUACUGUCGACGUCCAGCUGUCUGUUGCAUCAUUACCGUGGUUCUUGAGUUUGUUCAUCAACAGCAUGCCCAUGGUCUUUGCCUUCCGGAUAAUCGACUGCUUCUUCUGCAUGGGUCCGAAGGUGCUAUUCCAAGUAGGUACUCCCAUCCUGAAAAUUAACGGCGAGCAGCUUCUUCAGAUUCAAGAUGACGGCGGCUUCAUCCACCUGAUGCGCGACUACUUCUCCUCCCUGGGCGCCUCCGCACACCCCGACUCACCCGACCCGCGCGCCCGCGCGAUCACACGCUUCCAGGAGCUCCUCCUCGUCUCCUUCCGCGAGUUCGCGGUCAUCACCGAUGAGACGAUCCAGAACGAGCGCAAGAAAUUCCGAGGUGAGGUCAUUCACAGCAUCGAGACCUUCUCGAAGCGGUCUGCGAUCCGGAACCUCAAGAGUCUGGAACGGUUUAGCAAGGAUCAAGCGGGCUCUAUCUACGAUGCGCUCUUCAAGGCGAUAUGCAUCGAACCCCCACCCGCGGUGUCCCUCCCUCCCCCUACGCUCUUGACGACCAAGGAGGGUCAGGAGGAGAGGCCUGAGACGCGUAUCGAACUGAAGACAUUUAGGGUAUUCUUGAGUGAAAUCGCAACAUGGGCCAGGAAUGAGAGGAUUGUGUCAAACGGGUUUCAGCAAAGAGUAGAAAAAGAAGUCGCGGAGCAUGAGUUUAUUGACCGACUUUUCUUCUUCUGGGAUGGGGACUACAGAGGGGCACUAUCUUUCCAGGACCUUGUAUCAGGGCUGGACGGCGUGAUGUUCAACGACCUCAUGGAGAACAUUGAAUGGUUCUUCAACCUCCACGACAAGAAUAAGGAUGGCUACCUGACAAAGGACGAAGUGCUCACUCUGUCAGAGUCAUUGUUGUUCAUCUUCCGCUUUGAGAUCGGUGAUGCGUACCUCGGGGCCGUCAGUCGAUUCAUGUCGAAUGCGUUCGAGUACGGUGAUGCAUUACUUCCUCGAUCGGAGGGGGCGGAUGGAGACGACGAGACGCCGCCGCACAUAGAGUCAAAUCAGCCCUACAUCAAUCUUGCAACGUACGUGUCUCUUCGUUGGUCCCUAACUUCUAACGGACCAGCUCUUAUAGAUUCCGUAUGGUUGUGCUCGCGGAUGAAAUCCUGGAGUCGUUCUUUGAGACAGAUUUCUCUGCCACGUUCAGGCUUGGACCAGUACCCAUGA
Messenger RNA from Phanerochaete carnosa HHB-10118-sp, 2367 nucleotides. RefSeq lists its product as uncharacterized. Lineage: Eukaryota; Fungi; Basidiomycota; Agaricomycetes; Polyporales; Phanerochaetaceae. The record is from RefSeq and is a predicted model, not a curated record. The transcript has 14 exons. Bases 1 to 2367 code for a protein of 788 amino acids. Gene Ontology annotation, molecular function: calcium ion binding.